CUUUUUGCCUUUGACGUCCCUCUCUCUACUUUUUUUCAACCCCCUCCUCUGCAUCCUCUACAACUUCUCACUCUUCCCAAUUCUUUCCCUUCCACAAAAAAGUCCACCAACUUCGACUUUGGUCUUGGACUUUGCCUGCAGAGCCUCUUGCGCAUCAUCCUUUCUCUUCCACCGACCUAAAAUCUAUUUCACUUCAGUCAAUCAUUCAAAAUGGCGGACGAGUUCGAGAUCGACAACCAGGGUGACGCUGGCGCGUCCAACACCUUCCCCAUGCAGUGCUCUGCUCUGCGAAAGAACGGUGCCGUCGUGAUCAAGGGCCGCCCUUGCAAGAUCGUCGACAUGUCCACCUCCAAGACCGGCAAGCACGGUCACGCCAAGGUUCAUCUUGUCGGUAUCGAUAUCUUCACCGGCAAGAAGCUCGAAGAACUUUGCCCCUCCACCCACAACAUGGAGGUCCCCGUUGUCAAGGUCAAGCAGUACAACUUCUCCCACGUUGAGGAUGGCUUCCUUGUCCUCCAUGACAUAAACACCAGUGAGGAGCGUUCCGACAUCAAGGUCCCCGAGGGUGAUAUCGGCAACAAGAUCGAGGCUGCUGAUGAGAGCGGUAACCCCCUCGUCAUCACCAUCCAGUCGGCUAUGGGCGAGGAGGCUGCCAUCAAGGCUGACGAGACCAGCCAGAAGGACUAAGUCUCCAAUAAGGGGACUUAGGACUCAUGCGGAUAACGUCAAUAGAUCCGCAAUCGGGAAUUAAAACCUCUGCCAACUUGGACAUCAUCUGAAAAGGAGAUCAUAGAACUAGGAAACUAGUGGUGAAGUUCGCUAUGGGAACGCUUAUCAUGGUCGGUUCUUUAUGGGGUUUCUAUAUGGGAUGCUAGUGUCCACAGCAAGGGGAAUGGAAUGAGUUAUACGACAAUCCUACGGAUUUCGCAUACGUCCCCAAAUCUCUUUUUGAGAAAAUGAAAAAAAUGAUGUGCAUGGUGAGGAUCUCAGUAGAGUCUAGGUUCAUUUUUAUUGGUACUUGACUUAUCCUGCACAAUUUACGAGAUCUCACAUUA
Hypoxylon trugodes is the source of this 1055-nucleotide messenger RNA. RefSeq names its product translation initiation factor eIF5A. The record is from RefSeq and is a predicted model, not a curated record. Gene Ontology annotation, molecular function: ribosome binding; translation elongation factor activity; RNA binding. The transcript is spliced from 4 exons. Gene Ontology annotation, biological process: positive regulation of translational elongation; positive regulation of translational termination. Lineage: Eukaryota; Fungi; Ascomycota; Sordariomycetes; Xylariales; Hypoxylaceae. Bases 211 to 687 code for a protein of 158 amino acids.